UCUAAUUCAUGAUUCGCUGUCAAAGACAGAUGAUGGUUCGAAUGUUCUAAGAAUACCCACAAGAACCUAAUAUAGGAAUUGCCUGAUGCCAAAGAAGACAACCACCUCCAGCCAGGCAACAAGAAGGCCGCCCUCUGUCCCUUCUCCUCCGCAGCAGUAGGAGGGAGGGGGUCGGACCAUUUCUGCAACACCAAAUCCUCCCUCCAUCCCCUCCAAACUCUUGCGGCCAUCACCCCAACACUUUUGAUCUCUUCAUUCAUAUGUUCUCAUUCUGAACCCAUGUUUCGAGCCUAUGUUCUUCAAUCUCCUCUUCUUCUCCUCCUCCUCCUUGGCUUUUGGCUUUGAUCACUCCAUUGAUUGCACUGCGAUGGGUUACUCCAUCCGGAAUCCAAAGAUCCCCGCAGCGCUGUUCCCCCUGAGAACAAAGAAGAACGCAGGGAGAGACAGCUUCAGACAGUCGUUGUUGGUGGACGAGCCGACGAACACGGCGGUGCCCAAGGGAUGCAUGGCGGUGUACGUGGGCGACGGCAUGAGGCGCUUCGUGAUCCCGACGAGCUACCUCCGCCUGCCGGCCUUCCGUCAGUUGAUGGAGAAGGUGGAGGAGGAGUUCGGCUUCGACCAGGCCGGCGGUCUUCGGAUCCCGUGCGAAGAGGAGGACUUCCAGGAGCUGCUCGACGCCUUGGCUGACUCCACGCCGGCCAAGCCGAAGAAGAAGAAGAAGACCCUCAAGAGCUUAGUGAAGAUGGCAUGAGUCAUGGCUGGAAGCACCUAUGACAGACUUGCGUGCAUAGACUAAUCGUAAGGCAAUCAUAUUAGACAGACUUAAUGGAUGGUAGGAUCCAUGAAAUGUUUAUGCAAUGUCUACAUUGUAUGAAGAGUUUAUGGUGGGAAUUAUCAUCCAUCAUAAAGCUUGUGCAAGUAUUGUCGAUAGACUUGAUCUUCUACAUUUCUAUGUUGUCUUGUGGUUUGGUCAUGUUUCUUCUUGAUCAUGCCGAUCUCUCGCGACACCCAACAAGCAAAAAAGGUUAACUAGAAAUCAACUGUCAAAAAUUCUCCGACACUCUCCGGAUUAUUAACUACAUCUCAAAGCUAGUCUUAUUCUAUCUUAUGAAGACUAAUGUUCAUCUGCAACAUCAUCUUCUGAGGGAGACACCCUCGA
This is a messenger RNA of Musa acuminata AAA Group (dessert banana), 1159 nucleotides long. Its product is annotated as protein SMALL AUXIN UP-REGULATED RNA 51-like. The record is from RefSeq and is a predicted model, not a curated record. Bases 293 to 751 code for a protein of 152 amino acids. Gene Ontology annotation, biological process: response to auxin. The transcript has a single exon. NCBI's taxonomy places the organism in Eukaryota, Viridiplantae, Streptophyta, Magnoliopsida, Zingiberales, Musaceae.